This is a messenger RNA of Leptopilina heterotoma, 3349 nucleotides long. RefSeq lists its product as uncharacterized. The record is from RefSeq and is a predicted model, not a curated record. The coding region runs from base 1224 to 2252 and encodes 342 amino acids. NCBI's taxonomy places the organism in Eukaryota, Metazoa, Arthropoda, Insecta, Hymenoptera, Figitidae. The transcript is spliced from 6 exons.
UGGCUUCAGGUUUUGUUGGCCACAGUCGGCUACCAGACGCGACGCGAAUAGCAUGUUCGUCGUGGAGGCACAUUGCCGGUAGUAAUCGACAUUCUCCGCGGUCUCUCUCUCUCUUUCUCUCAUUAUCUUCUUCUAUUCUUCAUUCCACACAUUAUUUUCAAUAAAUACCUGCGAUUGUUAUUCUAAUAUUUGUCUUCUCAUCCAAUCAGCGUGUUCGUAUUAGUCAAAAACACGUGUUUCUCGACUGCCAUCAUCCGUGAGGAACACCACAUUUUUAUUGACAACCUUUCUCCUUAUUUUCUUCCUUGAACUUGGACUCAACUUUGCGGUUCAACGACACGCGUUUCUACAUAUAAGAAAGAACAAAAAAAAAAAAAAGGAAAGACACCUAGGUCAUUGCUCCUAUUCCUUGGGAAUAAAAAUUGCGAUCUUAUUGUGAAUACCGGUGUUGAGAAAAUUACAAAAGUAAUUCGAGAGAGUGGAAAUUGUUUUGAAAAAUAAGAAGGGUUGAUAACCUGCUGAAAUACAGGAGAGCCAAUUUGCUAUCGGAAAGACAAGACAAGACCUGUUUAGCAGGUAAGACACAUUCCCUUUGAAGUCUCUGCCUUUUUGGGUCGUACUAUUCCGGGUGUAACUAAUGGUCCACGUCUGUGCUCAAGGUGACAAGUGGCUUUGAAGUUUCAAGAUAAGCAACGAACACUUGCCAAGUGUUUCUAAUUUGACGAAAGUGUCUUCAAGUUUAAAAGCUUCUUUCGUGUUUAUAAAAGCUUGGUUUUAGUAAGUGAAAAAUUAACUCGAGAAGAACUUUGCAAAGUUUGACUCAUCGAUAUCAAAAAUUAAAUACUCUGUACAAUCAAUUGCAUCUUCAUCAAGUGAUAAAUAUACUUAGAUCCCAAGAAUUAAAAUCGAAAUUAUAAUCGAAUUGCAUUCUAAAGUUAGUGAAUCAUUCUUCCCGAGGAGCUAGAAUAAUAAGUGAUUAAGUGACAAAACAGUAGUGGAUUUUUUCUGAAUAGGGAGUCAAAAUUUAAAUAGAGAGUAAACAUUUAAAGGGAGUAAAAAUUCCGCUCAUAAUGAGAACGGUGGGAAAAGCGAUGAAGAAACGAGCAAUCAGCUGACUAGAAGAGUUCUUUGGAACACGUACAAAGAACUCGAAUAUCAACGACCGGAUCAUCAAACGGAAGACAAGUGAGGAUAAUCGGGAUCGUCAUCAAAUUUAUUCAAUCAUGACAUUCAGCACCACAUUCAAUGGUGAUAAAUCCCGUUUCUCUAAUGAGAAGUCCUCCCGGCCUAGUACAGUGGCAGUGGAGGAGGGAAUUCCAACUGGAGGUCUAAGCUCAAAAUUAAAAUGUCCAACGCCCAUAUCACGAUUGAGGGUGGAGAAGAUCGAGGGUGGACUCAUGGUCGCCGGAGUUGUAAUUGCAGCAAAUUGUCAAAUUGCUUUACCUGCAUUCGGAUUUCUUUUCAUGCUUGUUGGAUCUGUACUUACCGCGGCAUCGUAUCGAGGUCCAGGCGAGUACGAGGAUAAGGAUUCGUAUGCAUCGAGAAUCGCAUUGACAGGAAAUUCCAGGAUCCUAGGACCAAUAUGCAUUGUUGUUGGUGCUCUAAUGCUCGCCCUGGGUGUUUUUCUCUGCAUGCUAACGAGACGUGCGAGAAGAAGAGAAAGGCGUGUUGGUUUCCAUUGUCCUCUGCACGGGGAUUUUUAUCCUUUGAGUCCCGUUCAGGGAAUCAAAAUUCUCAAUGGUCAUGGAAAGAAUGAGAGCAGUUGGCCCAGAAUUCCGUGUUUUAAAAGACGACCAGUCAAUAGUGGAAACGGAAAUGCAACCUUGAUUUCCCACAUGGGCCCACCGCAGUGUCCUCAUUCGGUUUUAAACAGUACGCGAAGUUCUGUUAGCAGUUCACCACUGAGUCCAUGUCCAACGCCAAUGCCCUUUUUAGUGACAUCCGGUUCCGUCAGUAGCGGAUUGGUUCAAAGUGUGGGUGCCAAUCUAUCGCCGGAUCAAACAUUUGGUUCUAUUCGCUCAUUAUCAGUGACGAGGGAGGUUGCCAGUUUUCCUCUUUCGCGAACUCCAACACCUCCACCUCAACACAAAUCAGUGUCUGUGGCGAACAAUGAAGAUCUGGUUAAUCUGUCUAGUCCGUUAAGAGAAGCAUCACCAAGACCGGAAGUCCGUGUUACACCGUCUCAUCGAUCACCUUCCGGCCUGGUGACAAAAUCAGUGAGUAUCAUACUUCCAGAAGAAACCGUUGGAUGACCGCAGCACUGCGAUCAUCAUCAUCGUUGCGAGAAAAAUCAUCAACCCUCAAUUUAAAAAAAAAGUCUCAAUUCGCUGACAAAAAUCCUCUUUUAAUUUUUUUUUAAAUAAGCUCUUUCUCGUUUCUUCUUUUUUGCUCUCUCGUUUAAACGAGAAAAUAAUCCUCCAUUAAAAAAGACUAUAUUAUAGAUUUUUAUAUUUAAUUAAAUUAAAUACUAAUGAAAAGAAGUACUUGUAAAUUUCUAUAUUUACAAUAACAAUCAGAAAGAAUAAAUACCAAAUCUUCCUGGUUUAUGAUUUCUUUCUUAUUUCUCCGUUUAAUGGAGAAUAAAUGGAGAAUAAUGGAAAGGAGGAUUUUUGAAAAUAGUAGAGAAAAAACAAUUUUCACGCCGAUGUGACAAUCAGCGAAUUAAGAAUAUCUCAGGAAAAGAAUUUUUUUUCUCGGCGUUCUUUUCAAAUUUUGUUUUUCUCUUCUCGAGUAUGGAACUGACUGAUUAAUACGCACGACAGAAAAAAAAAGUUUCGAUAUAAUUUUUUUAAUGAGGUGUUGGUUUAGGACUUGAGACUUUGAAUGAAUUUUCACUAUUUAAAUGGUGGAGAAAACAUCAAUUUAGCCUUAAUAUUAAAUCUUACUUACACAAUUUAUAUGCUCAUUGUUCACUAUCUGUUCGGUAAUUUUUUUUACUGCAUUGUUAUCUUUUUUUGAAAGCACCUGUAAAAAUGUAAAAAUACAAAUUUAUUAUUAUUUCUUCAUAUCAUCUUUUUAAGGAAAUUUGAUUUUCUCUCAUGUCAUCUUUUUGUGGAACUUUUUUCAUUUUCCGAGCAGGUGGUGAAUAUUUAUCUAGUCCUAUAAAUAAUUAGAUAGUCAAGGAAUUGUGUCAAACACCGAAUGACAGAUAUUUUAUUCCCGAUGAAUGGAUUUCAAUUCCUAAAAGGUUUUUUUGUUUCCGUUUUCGUAAAAAGUAAAUUUUAAACCAUAUUUCAUGUCUGUUUAUAAACGGCAAAAUUUUUAAAAAUGUCCAUAAUUCGAAAUUCUAUUUUAUUUCGAAUAAAAAUAAGUACAGUUUGAAAAUAUUAAUUUUUAAAAUUAGAAAAAU